AUGCAGCUCGCCGGUGCUGCCCGUCUCUUCGCGAUCCCCUUCCUUAUAGCUGGUGCCGUGGGCAGCAGUAGCGGCGGCGGCGAGCCUGGGGCUGUCGUUGCCCUUCCGUUCGAGGUCCAGUACACUACAAAUCAUGCGUUGCACGCGCGUGAUACUGCCGAUGUCGAGCUGGAAAACUCGUACGUGCGCUACGGCCAGUUCCUGGUGAACAUUUCGAUUGGCAACCCACCACAGCCCAUCACUGUCAAGAUCGAUACCGCGACAGCGGAUUCAUGGUUCUUCGGCAAGGGGUCCUGCAAUGAAAGUCGUGUUGACUGCCUUGGGGGCGAGUUCGACCCGAGCGCAUCUUCUAGUUUCACCAAACUCGGCUACCCCAACUUUCACAUUGAAUAUGUGAGCCCCAAGGACACUGAGGUCGAUGGCGUCUACUUUGCCGAUGAUUUGCGCAUCGGCGACCGCCUGUCUCUCAAGAACGUCACCAUGAUCGAAGCUACCAAAACCCAGGCUCUCACCCGAGCUAUUAUGGGCAUUGGCUUCAGCAACGAUUCGACAUUGGCCCAGGAAGGGCAGUGGUACCCUACCGUCAUGGAUGAGAUGCUAUCACAGGGCAAGAUUGGUCGGCGAGCAUACGGUCUUUAUAUGGGAAGCAAGGAUGCCACUACAGGGACCAUCUUGUUUGGCGGGUACGAUAAAGCAAAGAUUGAAGGCGACCUUGCAACCUUUCCGAUCGUCUCCGGCAACAAUGACUUCGUGGUAGACUUGUUAUCAGUGGGAAUGACGAACAGCUCUGGAACCUACUCGUUCGGUGAUAGCGGUGGAAAUCCAUCAGCCGAAUUUCCAACGACCGCACUUAUUGACGCUGGGGCAUCCUUCCUGAAACUCCCACCAGAUGCAUACGCUGCUUUCAUCAGUGGACUGGGAGGUGCCGUUGACAGCUCAGGCUACGUGGACUGCAACUUUGGUAAAUCGGGUUCCCUUAACUUUGUUUUCGGCAACAGCACUGUAAGCACGGAAAUCCAGGUCCCACUAUAUGACCUGGCCGUGCCAUACAUGUACACAGACGGCACUUAUAAGCUGGACUCCAAUGGCAACAAGAUGUGCAUGUUGGGCGUGGAGGAGAGCUCAAAGAGCUCAAAGCAUUCUAUUGGCGAUACCUUCUUGCGAUCUGCUUACGUGGUGUUUGACAUGGACGAACGCCAGGUGAGCAUCGCGAAACUCAAACACGAUGCGUCUGGAUCUGAAAUCGUGGAGCUUGGCGCCGACGGAAAGAGCACCAAAAUCCCAACGUCAACAAGCUCUGCUUCACCCACAAGCACACCUACCGCCAUGACCACGGCUGCAGCUCCUACAGCAACGACGGGCGGGGCAUCUUCGACUGCACCGAACGGGGCUUCGCAGACUUCACCCAAUGCUGCGCCUAUAUUAAGCCCUGUCACCAAUGUAUUAGGCGCCGUGUUUCUCAUGGUGCUGUUUAGCAUUUGA
Molecule: messenger RNA, 1482 nt
Organism: Neoarthrinium moseri
Lineage: Eukaryota; Fungi; Ascomycota; Sordariomycetes; Amphisphaeriales; Apiosporaceae
Exons: 1
Coding region: 1-1482 (493 amino acids)
Biological process (GO): proteolysis
Molecular function (GO): aspartic-type endopeptidase activity
Source: RefSeq, a predicted model, not a curated record